CCGUACACUUGUGUCGGAAAAUCCAAUUGUUCUAUAGCUUCAAUUUAGAUAUGGGACGAUGACAAAAACAAAAAAGGAAAGGAGCUAGGGAAUCUUGUGAUAAAGUUACUAUGAAUAUAUAGAAUGCACUUGCUCCGCCACCUUUUCCGCUCCACCAUCUCUUCAUAUUUUUACUAUUCUAAGCCUUCCUUUUUUCAUUUCUCAUAUAUUCUUCUUCAGUUCGAAAACCCCAUAAAAACAUUACUAUAAAACAAAUAAAAUCUCUCUCAAAAAAAAUAAAUUGUUCUGAGAAUUGUAUUUCAUUAUAAUUUUCUCCAUUAAAGCUUAAAGGUAUCACCAGGUUUGAGACGACUCGUCGGAAAAUGGCGCGCCGUCUCUUCACCUGCUUCGGCAAAGGCGGUUCUUCUCAUUCUUCUUCGAAAAAUCACAGCUCUAAUAACGACAGUGCGACGGCGGAUUUAACGGCGGAGGAGCAAAAACGGUGUGGGCCGGUGGUGGUGGAGUUAUUCUCAUCGCAGGGCUGCGCCACCUCACCUGAGGCGGAGCUAUUGUUUUCGAGGAUUGGGAGAGGCGAUUUUAACCUAGAAAUGCCGGUGAUUUUGUUGGCUUAUCAUGUGGAUUAUUGGGAUUAUAUGGGCUGGAAGGAUCCAUUCGGGUCGAGUUUAUGGACCGUAAAACAAAAGGCUUAUGUUGAAGCCUUAAAUCUUGAUACAAUGUUUACUCCUCAGAUUGUGGUUCAGGGACGAGCUCAAUGUGUUGGGAAUGAACAAGAUGCUGUUUUCUCUUGCAUCAAUUCCGCUCCCAGAUUUGCUGCUCCUUCCUUCCAGGCGACAUUCGAGAGGCCAACACCAGAGUCAUUGCAAGUAUCUCUAUUAGGAUCUCUGAGGAGUAAGGUGGACAAUGGUGGUGCCAACGUGAUGAUUGCUCUGUAUGAAUGUGGUUUGGUGACUGAUAUCGCUACAGGAGAGAACAAAGGAAAAAUGCUUGCGAAUGACUAUGUUGUUAGGAAGCUGGAGAAGCUUUGCUCUGUAAAGGAUAUUACUGCAAAGAAAACAAUCUCUGGAACUGUCAACUUCUCUCUUUGGGAUGGCUUCAAUAGCAGCAAAUGUGGCGUAGCGCUGUUUGUGGAAACUGGCUCUCAUCAAAUUUGUGGAUCACAAAACUUUAAAUUUCCAGAAAAUCUCUGAAUUCUUUGAUGAUAUAUCACUGAUUGAAACUAUUGAUGUGCUGGUUAUAGGUUGGAUUGCUGCGUCUCUGGAAAAAAAUAAUCUGCAAAACAUUCUAUAUACCAGCUUGUUCCUUAUGUAUAUAGGUUGUGUGAGAUUGUUCAUGUUAGAUUCUUCAUCCUUUUUCCUUUCUUUUUUUAACGGUUUGACAUAGUGAUUCUUUUCCUUGUACUGUGUAAUUGGAUUGUUAGAAAAUGCGAUUAGAGAUAUUUUAGUGUAAA
Messenger RNA from Solanum dulcamara, 1447 nucleotides. RefSeq lists its product as uncharacterized. The transcript has 2 exons. Bases 363 to 1187 code for a protein of 274 amino acids. The record is from RefSeq and is a predicted model, not a curated record. Lineage: Eukaryota; Viridiplantae; Streptophyta; Magnoliopsida; Solanales; Solanaceae.